AUGCAGGUUGAGGGAGACAUCAAGGCCCUCGGCGAGAAGAUUAAUAAACUGUGCGGGAUCAAGGAGUCUGACACUGGCUUAGCCCCACCAAGUGUAUGGGAUCUAGCUGAUGACAAAGUGAAGCAAGAGCAACAACAGCCACUGCAAGUCUCACAGUGUACUAAAAUCCUUAAUCCUGGUACGGAUGAUGCGAAGUAUGUUAUCAACGUGCGACAGAUCGCGAAAUUUGUUGUUGGUCUCGCACAGCAUGUGUCUCCUACUGAUAUUGAGGAAGGUAUGAGAGUCGGAGUGGAUCGGCAGAAAUACCAAAUUCAAAUACCCUUGCCGCCUAAGAUCGAUCCAACUGUGACCAUGAUGACCGUUGAGGAGAAGCCGGACGUCACAUACUCUGAUAUUGGUGGCUGCAAAGAGCAAUUGGAAAAGUUACGAGAAGUCGUAGAGAUGCCUCUGCUGCAACCUGAGCGCUUCGUCCAGCUUGGUAUUGACCCUCCCAAGGGCGUCUUAUUAUAUGGACCCCCGGGUACUGGCAAGACACUGACGGCUAGGGCUGUUGCUAAUCGAACCGAUGCGUGCUUUAUUUGUGUUAUCGGUAGUGAGUUGGUUCAGAAGUAUGUGGGAGAGGGAGCCAGGAUGGUCCGUGAGCUGUUUACUCUGGCUCGAAGCAAGAAGGCGUGCAUACUGUUCAUUGAUGAGGUGGACGCUAUCGGGGGUUCGCGUGGUAGCGGUGGUAGUGGGUCUGAGGAUGAUGAAGUGCAGAGGACCAUGCUCGAGAUCGUCAAUCAGCUUGAUGGCUUCGACGCUCGAGGCAACGUGAAGGUUCUGAUGGCCACGAACAGGCCCGACACGUUGGAUCCAGCUCUCCUCCGUCCUGGACGACUUGAUCGUAAAAUUGAGUUUGCCUUGCCGGAUUUGGACGGUCGCACGCACAUCUUCAAGAUCCAGGCCAGGAGUAUGAACAUGGACCGAGACAUCCGUUUUGAGCUCCUCGCCAGACUGUGUCCGAACUGCACUGGAGCUGAUAUCAGGAGUGUGUGCACAGAGGCGGGGAUGUUUGCCAUNNNNGACGACGUUACAGUACCUGCCUCCACAAUCGAAGGAGCUGACCGUCAACUAUCGUAUCUCGAGGAGGAUGGAAAAAUUGCAAAUCUCAUGAUAGCACCGGAGAAGUGCAAGAGACUGUGCAUUAACCUGGAGAGCGCAUGCAACUCGCGGGACAAAGAAUGGCAAGGCUACAGAAAGUUUGGAACUCGCAUGAUGUAA
Molecule: messenger RNA, 1260 nt
Organism: Perkinsus marinus ATCC 50983
Lineage: Eukaryota; Perkinsozoa; Perkinsida; Perkinsidae
Product: 26S protease regulatory subunit, putative
Exons: 16
Coding region: 1-1260 (419 amino acids)
Biological process (GO): proteasome-mediated ubiquitin-dependent protein catabolic process
Cellular component (GO): proteasome regulatory particle, base subcomplex
Molecular function (GO): ATP hydrolysis activity; proteasome-activating activity; ATP binding
Source: RefSeq, a predicted model, not a curated record